AUGGCGGGCCACGAUCAACGCUCGCGCUCGCGGCUGGGCCCCGCACACCUCCGCCUCUUCGACACAGACGACCUCCCGUCCCCGCUUCCCUCGCCCCCCUACAAGUCCGUCGCAAGCACCUCCCAGCUCGCCCUCCACCAGACCCCGCCCUACCGCUCCCGCGUCGACCUCAUGGACAACGACCGCGACCACGACCACGACCACGACCACGGCCGCGUCCCCGAAAAGCCCCCCGUCGUCCUCGAUUCCCCCCGCCCCGUGUCCGCCGCCCUCCCCCUCGCCCCAGGCACCGCGACCCCCAAGCCCACCGUCCACUACACGGACGACCUCGCCCCCGGCUACUCCGCCGCGCCCUCGCCCCAGCCCUUCCCCCCCUUCUCCCAUUCGCGCCAGGCCUCGCUCGCAGGCACAGACGACGAGUAUGACGAGGACGACGAGUACGACUGGAGCGCCGAGGAGGACCUCGUCGACGAGGAGGCAAAGUUCGAGCACCAGAUGGGCAUCGCACAGCGCCCCCGCGCCUGGGGCUUCAAGCGCGUCGUCACCCUCCUCUUCGGCUCCCUCAUCGGCUCCACCUUUCUCGCCGCACUCCUCGUCGCCGGCCCCGUCCUCGUCCACUUCUUCUGGUACAAGCCCCACCCCACCGACCACCGCCGCUACGUCCUCGACAACCUCCAGGCCUGGCUCUUCUGGGCCGCAGCCAACCUCCUCGUCUCCUGGUGGCUCGCCCUCAUCAUCGACCUCGUCCCCGCAGUCGUCCGCGGCGUCGUCGCUCUCGUCUGGGGCCACGUCUCCGAGAGCAUCAAGACCCGCAUCGAGCUCUUCAACUCCGUCAAGGGCACCGUAAAACCCCUCUUUUACGCGGCGAGCGGAUGGGUCAGCUGGGUCAUCCUCUUUGAGCACAUAUACAACCUCCACGACUCGGGCGAGGAGGCCCAGAGUCGCGCAAAGUACACAAACACGCUCGACAACGUCGUCGAGUUUUUGUUCUUCCUCACCCUCGUCUGGUGCGCCCAAAAGAUGCUCUCGCACGCGAUCGCCUUCGCCUUCCACCGCACCGCGUUCAAGGAGCGCAUCGACGCGCUGCGCGAGUCGCUCCAGGUCAUCGAGCACCUGCGCAACUACCGCCCCAAGACCCCGAAGCACGCGCACGCGCACACCGCCUCGGGCACCCGCACGCCCGUCUUUGCCUCGUUCGGGUUCGGCACGCCCGCGGGCGAGAAGGGCGGGUUCGAGUGGGGCGUGCGCAGGGCGAGCACGCCGCGCGCGGGCACGCCCGAGCCGCUUAGCGGCAUGAGCGCGCUGGGGGGCGCCGUGCACACGGACAGCGAUUGGGAUGCGGACGAGGAGGAGGGCGCGGACGGCAUGGGAAAAGGCAAGAGCAAGGGCAAGGGAAAGGGAAAGGCGAAGGACAAGGGCAAGGGCAAGGGGAAAAAGGCGAAGCGUGGGUCUGCCGGGUUCGGGUACGACGUCGACGCCGACGCCGACGCCGACGUGUCCGCGAACCCCCACCGCUACCCGCCGACGCCGAUGCCGGACGGGGCGGGCGCGGCGCGGCGGUCGAGCGAGGAGGACGGCGGCGCGGCGGUCGUGGCGCAGGCCGCGCGCGUGCUCAAGAACGCGGUGCUGCACGACGCGCGGAACCUCGAGGGGAAGGAGGGCGGCGCGGGCGGGCUGGUGUGGGACGUGACGUCCGCGCACGAGGCCAAGCGCCUCGCGCGGCUGAUCUACACGACGUUCAAGGACCGGCGGCGGCGGUACCUGCUCCCGUCGGACCUGCAGCCGGCGUACAAGACGCCCUCCGACGCGGCGCGCGCGUUCCGGGUGUUCGACGCGGACGACAACGGGGACCUGUCGCGGGCGGAGAUCAAGACGACGCUGCUGAAGGUGUACAAGGAGCGGCGGUUCCUGAGCCGGUCGAUGCGCGACGUGGGCGCGGCGCUGCGCACGCUGGACCUGAUCCUGCUGUUCUUCGCCGCGGCGGUGCUGUUCUUCGUGUCGCUGUCGGUGUUCGACGUGAGCGUGGGCGAGAGCCUGACGAGCGUGUAUUCGAUCGGGAUCGCGGCGAGCUUUAUCUUUAAGAACGCGGCGAGCAAUGCGUUCGAUGCGAUCAUGUUUUUGUUCGUGACGCAUCCGUUCGACACGGGCGAUCGGUGCUUCAUCGACGAGGAGAAUCUGGUCGUGAAGAAGAUGGGCCUGUUCGCGACGGUGUUUGCGCGCUCGGACGGGACGGAGACGUAUUAUUUCAAUAGCCAGCUGUUCAACAAAUUCAUCACGAACGUGCGGCGGAGCGACAAGACGUUCGAGAACCUGACGAUGCAGGUCGCGUGGCGCACGCCGCUCGCGAAGCUCGACGCGCUCGAGCGGUGCCUCAACGAGUGGCUCGCGCGCGAGGAGAACCGCUGGUUCAUGCCCUCCACCUCCGUCACGCUCCAGAAGAUCGACUUUCAGCGCCACCUCGAGAUCACGAUCGGCAUCGGGCACAACGGCACGUGGCAGGACUGGGGCCUCCGCCAGGCGCGCAAGACCGCGUUCCACGCCGCGACGCAGUACUACUGCCGCCAGCUCGGCAUCGUCGCCUUUGAGGCCGCGCUCCCCGUCGCAUGGGCGCACGACCGCGACGGCGAGCGCGGCGUGCUCGCGCGCGCGGACGAGGACGGCGACUCGCAGCACUCGCCACGCUCGCCGCGCGCCGCGUCCUUCGCUGACGCGCCCCCGUCGCCGUCCUCGUCGUCCUCUACACACGCGCGCGGAGACCAUCACCAGCCGCACGCGGCGGCGGCGCCGGCGGACGGGAUGGGCGCGACGAGCGCGGGGGCGGUGGCCGCGGCGGGCGGGACGCACAACUGGCUCGGGUUCGCGCCGCCUGCGCAUGCGCAUGCGGGGGGCGCGGUGCUCGUGUCGGAUAUGCGUGCGCGGAAGAGCAUGAGUCGGAAGGCUGCGAUGCGCGGGUUUGGGCUGGAUGGGUGAGGGUUGAGGUUCGCGGUUCGCGGUUCGAGGUUCGAGGUUCGAGGUUCGCGGUUCGAGGUUCGAGGUUUGAGGUUCGAGGUUCGAGGUUCGAGGUUUGAUGGCGUGCGCGCGCGCGAGGGAGAGGGAGAGGGCGGGGGGAGGUUGUCGUGUCUUUUCCUUGCUUGGUUGCUUGGGGAUUUUACUAAAAUCGUAUCGGCGGCGCGAGGGCGUGUCGUGUGACGAGGGGGGUUGUGCUGCUGUUGUUGUUGUUGCUGCUGCUGCUGCUGCUGCUGCUGCUGUUGUUGUCGUUGCUGCUGCUGCUGCUGCUGUCGCUGUUGUUGUUGUUCGUGCUGGACGUUUCGAUAUCCUCGUCAUCUAGGUUCGCGUUUUCGCUUCCCCUUCUGUGCUUCUUCACAAAGUCCUUGCGGUUCUCACCUGCUUUUGCUCGGCGGUUGUAGAUGGAUCGGUCGCUCGCUCGGUCCUCUUCCCCCUCAUCAUGCGUCCUCCUGAUAGCCCCUUGCUCCCUUCCCCAUCGUCCGCGCAUAGAUCUUUCCCGAGUGCUCUUAUCUUUACUCAUAUACUCACAAUGCAUGUACAUACGCACACAUACAUAUAUCUUUGGCGCAUGGCAC
Molecule: messenger RNA, 3581 nt
Organism: Heterobasidion irregulare TC 32-1
Lineage: Eukaryota; Fungi; Basidiomycota; Agaricomycetes; Russulales; Bondarzewiaceae
Product: Mechanosensitive ion channel
Exons: 10
Coding region: 1-2970 (989 amino acids)
Biological process (GO): intracellular calcium ion homeostasis; calcium ion transmembrane transport
Cellular component (GO): membrane
Molecular function (GO): calcium ion binding; calcium channel activity
Source: RefSeq, a predicted model, not a curated record